AUGUUGAAAUCGAUACAGUCCCAACUUUUACGGUCGACCCGGCUGAGGCGACCAAUAUGUUCCAGUUGUUGUUUGUCCCACCCGCAACGAAGAUGGCUCUCGGUAGAUGCUUUGGGCCCAGUGUCUGCCUUCAUUCACACCCCGCCCAAGGGUUAUGAACGACAUGACGACCUUUUGCUCCGCGACAUUUUCGAUUCGUCGACGCAUUGGAAGGAGUUUUCGGCACCGCCGUACAUAAACAAACCGGUCGGUCUGUUUAGGAAUCAGUAUCUGAGGACACCUAGUGGGUUCCUCACCUUCGCCCAGGUGAGCUUGAAGAGAGCGCGGGCCACCGUCGACAAGGUGCUGUCGGCAAAGACGGUGGAGGAAUAUCGAGGAGUUGUUCGCCAACUUGACAGGUUGAGCGAUAUCCUUUGUCGAGUUCUCGAUAUGUGCGAUUUCGUCCGUGUGACACACCCAGAGCUUCUCACCCAGCGCAGCGCCGACCAAGCUUGGGAUUUGGUAUAUCAGUACAUGAACGAGCUCAACACCAUGACUGGCUUAUACGAUCAGCUGAUCAAGGCCAUGUCGAACCCCGAUGUUACGUCUGUGUGGUCAGAAGAGGAAAAGGCUGUUGCUGAGGUGUUGAGGUUGGAUUUCACCAAGUCUGCCGUCAACCUCAGCCAAAGGCACCGGGAGCGUUUCGUGUGGUUGUCGUCGCAAAUCAGCACAGUUGGGUCUCGGUUCAUCCAGGGGAUGAAGCCAGAGUACCCCGAGAUUACUGUGCCGAGCAGCAAGCUUAUGGGCAUGGACCCGGUAGAGGUCAGAUCGGCCACUCGGUUUGGCCAGACCACCUUGGAGACACUGGGUUCAAAAGCCACUUUGGCGUUGCGGACGGUCAAGGAUCCUGAGGUCAGGCGUGCUCUCUAUCACGCUUCUCGUACAGCAUCUACCCGCUCGGUAGCUAUGCUCGAGCAUAUGGUCAAGUUGAGAGGCGAGCUCGCCGAUCUCUCAGGCUUUGAGAGUUAUGGCCAUCUGGCUCUUCGUGAUCGCAUGAUGGCCAAAAGCCCAGAGGCGGUGGACCAAUUUCUCCGUGCCCUGGCACACAGCAAUGGCCACAAAGCCAAAACAGAAUUGGCCGAGCUCAGAAUGUUGAAGGAGAGGGAGACAGGCAAGUCUGAGGAGGUUUACCCUUGGGAUAAGGACUACUACCAGGAGGCUCUUCGAAGAUCAGAGAGGACUCCGACGCGGUCGGAUGACCUCUCCGCCUACUUUUCUGUCGGCGUCGUCAUGCAGGGCCUCUCCAGGCUUUUCACUCAACUGUACGGCAUCAGAUUUGUGCCAACGCAAACAUUGCCGGGAGAGACAUGGCAUCCGGAUGUGCGCCGCCUUGAUGUCGUGUCUGAUACAGAUGGCGUGGUGGCUGUGUUAUACUGUGAUCUUUUCUACCGGCCAGACAAGUCGCCCAACCCAGCUCACUUUACGCUCCGCUGCUCACGCGAGAUCUCGGCAGAGGAGGUGGACGAGAUCUGGCUUGAGAGCAAACACGAUCCAGAUGCUCAGUCUUUCCCGACCCCGGAGCAGGCGGCGAACGACGGGAUGAUGUACUCCAAGCGUGGAAAGGCCGUGAUGCAGCUUCCCACCAUCGCCCUCGUCUGUGACUUUCCCCAGGCCGCCAGGGACCAGCCUGCUCUCCUGAACUUUUACGAGUUGGAAACGCUCUUUCAUGAGAUGGGCCACGCCAUACACUCGAUCCUAGCUCGUACCUCGUUCCAGAAUGUGUCUGGCACCAGGUGCGCUACAGACCUGGCGGAGCUGCCAUCGACAUUGAUGGAGUUCUUUGCCGCCGACCCGGCCGUGCUGGCGUUAUUUGCUCGGCAUUACCAGACGAACGAGCCGCUUCCUUACAAGCUGGUCACUCAAAAGCUCCACCAGGCGCGGAGGUUCGAGGGUCUGGACACUGAAAACCAGAUUAUUAUGGCAAUGCUGGAUCAAAGGCUUCACUCAGCUGAAGCUAAUCGACCUGGGUUUGACUCUACCAAGAUAUUCCACCAGAUUCAGAGAGAGCUCAGCAGCAUGCAGCCUGAUCCAGAGGACACGAGAUGGCAGGGUUUUUUUGGGCAUUUGUCUGGGUACGGAAGCACUUACUAUAGCUAUCUGUUCGACAAGGUGCUGGCCCAACGGGUUUGGGACGUGGUGUUUUCCGGUGGCGCAAACGGCUUGGCGCUAGAUAGACAAAACGGGGAGAGGCUUAAGGAGAGCCUCCUCAAGUGGGGCGGCGGUCGUGACCCAUGGACAUGCCUCUCUGAUGUUUUGAAGGACGAGAGGCUGGCUGAUGGCGGAGAGAAGGCCAUGGCUUUGGUGGGCAGUUGGGGGGCAGGAAGUCACUAG
This is a messenger RNA of Podospora bellae-mahoneyi, 2370 nucleotides long. RefSeq names its product Mitochondrial intermediate peptidase (gene OCT1). Gene Ontology annotation, molecular function: metalloendopeptidase activity. Bases 1 to 2370 code for a protein of 789 amino acids. Gene Ontology annotation, cellular component: mitochondrion. Gene Ontology annotation, biological process: peptide metabolic process. The transcript has a single exon. Lineage: Eukaryota; Fungi; Ascomycota; Sordariomycetes; Sordariales; Podosporaceae. The record is from RefSeq and is a predicted model, not a curated record.